Messenger RNA from Cotesia glomerata, 3526 nucleotides. Its product is annotated as RING finger protein 207-like. NCBI's taxonomy places the organism in Eukaryota, Metazoa, Arthropoda, Insecta, Hymenoptera, Braconidae. The transcript is spliced from 7 exons. The coding region runs from base 638 to 3463 and encodes 941 amino acids. Gene Ontology annotation, cellular component: perinuclear region of cytoplasm. The record is from RefSeq and is a predicted model, not a curated record. Gene Ontology annotation, molecular function: Hsp70 protein binding; transmembrane transporter binding; zinc ion binding.
UUGUUUUCACGCCCGUUGACCCGUUGGAAGGGUAGGACCGUUGGAAUAAUACAGAUCCCAAGUGUAUUCAUCCAUGAAUGUAGUCUGUACACAGCCAAAAAGGUAUGACGUAAUUCGUAACAGCGCAAGCUCGUUAAUGGGGAUGGGGAUGGUUUGGAAGCUCUGUCAUCAUCGGUGGUACCACCACCUCUACCACUACAUACCACCAGCAGUAACAUCUCGAAUAGUUAGUACGUCACAAUAAUGUGGAGGACUGUGGGAUAAAACAACAGAGCUGAUUGCGGAAACGCAUCAUCAGUCGACGCGUCUUUAGAGCGGGUAAACAAUUUAUUAAUUAUUAAUUACCGUAACCUAUUAAUUUGUCAAGUUAAAUGGUUUGUUGAAUCUUAACUUUAGUGCUGUAUUGAGUUUCAUUUUGUUUGUAAUGUUGUGUAGUUUGUUUAGAAGGGGAAUCGAUUUAAGUUUUUUUAACACGGGGAGUGUCAAUGCAGGUACCGAUAUGCGGAGCUCGAUUUUAAAAUCAAGCACAAGGGUUGUCAGGUGAACAACUUUGAAAAGCAUUUGGAUGGUUUAGCAACUGAUAUAGUUCAGUAAGGGGUGAGUUCUGUUAAGUUAAAGCGAAGCAAAGGUUCCAAGAAUGGCGAACUCGGCAGAUGGUAUUGAUGUAGAUGCAACUGCUGGUCUUGGAAACACAUCACAACGGAAUCCAUUGACUUGUGGUGUUUGUCAGGAUUAUUACACUGAGCCUUGUCUACUGUCUUGUUUUCAUACUCUUUGUGCGAGAUGUGUUCGUGGACCUCACCUCGAUUCGAAAGUUAUUUGUCCUAUUUGCGGACAAAUAACCCAAUUAAAGGAAGGAACCCAGAUGCCACCGGUUGAUCAGUUGAUACGUCAAUUGAUCGAAAUAGCUAAUAACGAAAAUCCAGCAUGUGCCAAUUGUGACAAACGUGAUAAAUCAACAAUGUAUUUUUGCACCACUUGCUGUCAAGCACUAUGUACACACUGCCGUGAAAAUACUCAUCGCGCAAAAAUGUUUUCAUCACACGAAGUUGUGCACAUGAGUAAAUGCUCAAAAGAUACUCAAAGACGUUGUCCCUCGCAUGGUGAUUUAUUUAUAAUGUACAGCCAAAGUACCAAAUCAAUGUUAUGCGCGACUUGUUUUCGUGAUACACCAGCAGAUGCACGAAUUCAUUGCGUUGACAUUGAUACAGCAUGGCAACAGGCUAAUAAAAAAAUGGAGCGCGCUGCCAAUUCACUUUGCGAAUUGCAAGCUGGCGUACACGAUAGUUUAAUGGCACUGAAAAGCCAAUUGGAAGAAUUGAGACAUAAUUUAGAAUCGGAAAAACGUUCACUUAAUUCUUAUUGCCAGGGCAUGCAAGAGGCUGUUACUAAAACACAUACAUCUGUAUCGGCGGAACUGCAACGUCAAUUUGAAACAAAAGAGCGGUUGGUCCGAGGACAAUUACUUAGUCUAGGCUCGGCAAUACCUGUAUUGCAAAUGCAUUUAAUGUUGUGCACAGUUUUUACCAGUGGUGCCACUAAAUACCAAUUUUUAGAGCUUGCUCAUCCCAUGCUUGAGCGACUUGGACGCGUCGCACAGCUUGGACAUCCGUCCAGACCACCUGUAUUGGCUGGUCACUUUAAAAUAAAUUAUAGAAUUGAAUUCGCACGGGCAUUACAACCUUUUUUGGGACAAAUAAAUACUGCGCAACAACAGCAGCAUCAACAGAAAGAUUUGUACGAGCACACUCAUCAGAUUUCUAAUGAGCAGUCACUACUUCAGACCACGAAAUUAACAUCUAGAAUAUCAAAAUUGGGGUCAGACAACGGGCAAUUCAGCAGCCACUGCCGCACAUUUGAUUCCCAACUAAAAGAAUUGAAUGACCAAUUAAUAGCUGUUAAAAAUCGGAUAAGCGAAUUGCAACGUGAUGUAACUGUGUUGAGGCGUGUCAACACACCACCGAUAAGUGUACGGUAUGAACACGCUGUAAGAGAUUGUCGAUUACUUGAACAGGAAUUGGAGCAUCACCAAAUUGAAUUAGAGCGAUUGAGAAAUAUAUUCGAUGCGCUGUGGGAAGAACAGCUAUGUAAAAUACACAUUGAGAAGGAGAUAUUCCAUUCUCAGAUGAAAGAUAUUCUAACAUUGAAAGCUGAUCUCAAACAAUUGCAAUCAGUAUCCCAACAAAUGGAACCUUUUAUAAAGUCAUUCUCUGCGGGAAUUUCCGCCGGUGAAAUGAACGCUGCUGUUGCUGAUGCUGCUAGUCAUCAACAUUUACAAGCACUUUUGGAGCAUUUUACAAGGCUGCAGAUGCAAGAACCCCAACAGCAGCAACCUCAACAGCAGCAGCAACAACAACAACAACAGCAGCAGCAGCAGCAGCAAUCUUCCAAAGAUUGUCGACAUUCCAAGGGCUCUAAUAUGGCUGAUAAUAUCUUUUAUAUAAAAGAAUCAAAAGAUGUGCCAAGAUGCAGAACUCCCUCGGGCGGAGUAGGAGCACUUUUAGAUUCCGGUGGUAAUAUUAUUGUUUAUGGUACGGCCAAAUCAUCAGAAGCUAAACGCGGGGUACUGAGUCAAUUAAUCGAAAAAGCACGAACCCGCGAAGACCGUAAGAAAUCACCAGGUAGAGACAAAGAAGAAGGAGGGAGCAGAGAUCGUAGUCAAAGUCGUCGGUCACGAAAGUCACCUGACAGUGGUCACAAGCCUAAAACACCACCUGGUUCGUCUUCUACCAGCAAAGUACGUUCUCUUUAUCGGUCAUUGAAAGGCGGCUCUGGCGACAAUAAUGCCGAUGGUGUGGAGCAGGAUAAUAAAAACAGUGAAAGUCAGUCUCAAAAAGAUAAUGCUGGAGCAACUGAAGAAAGUGAAUAUCAACGAAUAUCAGAAGCAUCAACCCUAGGAGACGUUAAAAAAUCCCGAGUUCAAGCUCAAAUUCAUGCAGCACCAGAAGAACCAACAACAGGAACAGGAAAAGCGAACGAGCAGCGUCAAAAAAGCGUGAGAGUAUAUCCCGCAAGUGAUUCUGAGGAUGUUUUUUACUCAAGUGAAAAAACCGCUGAUGGCAGAAGAAAAAGACGGGCGAGCUGUGACAGUCUGAGCACCACAGGAUCUGGUGGUAGCAGGAGAUCAAGUCUCACUGAUGGUGCGUUAAUUGGCAAAGACCCGCGAAAAACACUGCUAGUACUAAUAGGAUCAACAGCUAAAUCUACACCAAGUCUUGUUUCGAAACAACGAUCAUGGGAAACGUUCCCACGACCUAAAAGUAAACGGUCCGCCGCUCAUUCAGCAAUUAUUGCUGCUGCUGAAGCAAACGCGACUGGUCUUGGUCCUCUGAAGAAGGCUGACAGUUUAGAAGGCCACGAGGAAGCGGUAAGGACUCUUGUUGCUGCAGUCCAAGAAACUAGAAAUCAGAGGCAUUACCAUGCUCAUCAUCAUCGGCAUCAUCGUAAAAGUAAAACUAAUUAAUUAAUAUUUAUAUACUGUUAUUUAUUAUUUUAUAACAGUAUAUAUUGUUGUAUAAUUUGGAUU